GCCCCGCCCCGCCGGGCGAGUGUGUGUCUGUGGGGUGUGGGGCCCCAGCGAGCCGCGCGCCUCCGCCUCGCCGCCUCCUGCCCCGGCGCCCCUCGCCCCGUCGGGCGUCGCUGGCCAGCAUGGGUCCGGAAGAGGAGCUGCUGCGGAUCGCCAAGAAGCUGGAGAAGAUGGUGACCAGGAAGAACACGGAAGGGGCCCUUGACCUUCUGAAGAAGCUCCACGACUGUCAGAUGUCCAUCCAGCUACUCCAGAAAACCAGGAUUGGCGUUGCUGUUAACGGGGUCCGCAAGCACUGCUCAGACAAGGAGGUGGUGUCCUUGGCCAAAGUCCUCAUCAAAAACUGGAAGCGGCUGCUGGAUUCCCCUACGUCCCCUAAAGGAGAAAAAGGAGAAGAAAGAGAAAAAGCAAAGAAGAAGGGUCAAGAACUUGAGUGUUCAGAUUGGAAGCCAGAGACAGACCUUUCUUCAGCAAAGAAAAAACGAAGGGAAGAGCCAAAAGACAGGAGGGACUCGGUGGAUUCCAAGUCUUCAGCUACCUCCUCUCCGAGGAGGCCAUCAGUGGAAAGAUCAACCAGCAGCAAAUCGAAAGCAGAGAGUCCCAAAACGCCCAGCAGCCCCUUAACCCCUACUUUUGCCCCUUCCAUCUGCCUCCUGGCGCCAUGCUAUCUCACUGGGGAUUCUGUCCGGGACAAGUGCGUGGAGAUGCUCUCAGCAGCCCUAAAGGCAGACGAUGACUACAAGGACUAUGGGGUCAACUGUGACAAGAUGGCAUCAGAAAUUGAAGAUCAUAUCUACCAGGAACUCAAGAGCACGGACAUGAAGUAUCGGAACCGGGUGCGUAGCCGCAUCAGCAACCUCAAGGACCCCAGGAACCCCGGCCUGAGGCGCAACGUGCUCCGCGGUGCCAUCUCUGCUGGGCUCAUCGCCAAGAUGACAGCUGAGGAAAUGGCCAGUGAUGAACUGAGGGAAUUGAGGAAUGCCAUGACUCAAGAAGCCAUCCGUGAGCACCAGAUGGCCAAGACAGGUGGUACCACCACUGACCUCUUCCAGUGCAAUAAAUGCAAGAAGAAGAACUGCACCUAUAACCAGGUGCAGACGCGUAGUGCUGAUGAGCCCAUGACUACCUUUGUCUUAUGCAAUGAAUGCGGCAACCGCUGGAAGUUCUGCUGAUAGGACUGCCAGCCAGAAUUUCAGCGCACAUGAGGAGGAAGAAUAAAGGAGGAAAUACUAAGCCAUCCUAACUGGAGAAACAAAAUAAAAUUUAAAAUGAAGAAAACGGCUGAACUCUGAAUGGGG
Messenger RNA from Sorex fumeus (smoky shrew), 1295 nucleotides. It is a transcript of the gene TCEA3, whose product is annotated as transcription elongation factor A3. The record is from RefSeq and is a predicted model, not a curated record. Gene Ontology annotation, biological process: transcription elongation by RNA polymerase II; DNA-templated transcription. Gene Ontology annotation, cellular component: nucleus. The coding region runs from base 120 to 1169 and encodes 349 amino acids. Gene Ontology annotation, molecular function: zinc ion binding; nucleic acid binding. Lineage: Eukaryota; Metazoa; Chordata; Mammalia; Eulipotyphla; Soricidae. The transcript has 11 exons.